This is a messenger RNA of Mercenaria mercenaria, 1272 nucleotides long. Its product is annotated as C-type mannose receptor 2-like. Gene Ontology annotation, molecular function: carbohydrate binding. Gene Ontology annotation, cellular component: external side of plasma membrane. The record is from RefSeq and is a predicted model, not a curated record. The transcript has 9 exons. Lineage: Eukaryota; Metazoa; Mollusca; Bivalvia; Venerida; Veneridae. Bases 185 to 1126 code for a protein of 313 amino acids. Gene Ontology annotation, biological process: biological process involved in interspecies interaction between organisms.
UUAGUAGCAGCUCAAUAGAUAUUGUAGACGAUUUGUUAUUUCUAUUUAACUGCGUCUUAAUUGAUAAAUUGUAGUUGUUUGCUUAUAAAGUGAAUCAGUUUUUUAUUAAAGUUGGACUUAGUAUAAACGAAAUCAACUUUUCAACGAACAAGAAAUCUACCGAUUGCUACAUGGAAACGAUAAGAUGGAGACUUUUGUGGUGAUUUUAGUUCUAGCCGUCUCAAUUUGCGCUGCCAAUAUUGGAAACUGUCCUGUUCACCUACCUAGAAACCACCAUUUGUACGAGUUUGACACAAGUUGUUAUCAGUUUAAUUUGGGGUUCGUAGACUGGUCCGACGCUCUCGUAAAAUGUCAAGCAAAGAAAGGCAAACUUAUAAAAAUCCACUCAAAGGCUCUGCAAGAUUUUAUCUACAGCACCUGGAAGGGCAUAAUGCACACAUCAAGCCAAUCCAAGAUAUGGAUUGCCCUGAACUACUUAUCAUCAGGGAUGUGGGCGUGGUAUCCAGGAAGGGAAGAAGCUGAUUACCAGAAUUGGGCUUCAGGACUGCCAGACAAUGAAGGCGAGAAAUACUGUGCUGCAGUGACGUUAACCGGUGAAUGGAAAAAUUAUGAUUGUGAUGAUGAUAGCAUUGGCUAUAUAUGUGAAUUCCCAUUGACCCAAAACCAAGACUGUCCUUCAAAUCUGGCUCGAACUUACGAUUUACUGUCAUGGCGGGACCAUUGUUACCUACUAGCUCUGGAUUCACGCCGUGACUGGACUACCGCGAGUCACAGUUGUCAACAUUUAGGUGGCUACCUGGUUGAUAUUCAUUCGCAGGAAGAGCAAGAUUUUAUAUCUAAUUCCUACAGGAAAAUACGAAAGGACACAGCAGCUGUAGGUAUAGGAGCAUGGAUUGGUUUGUCAGACGGACAAAACUAUUAUGAGGAGGGAAGAUGGAACUGGAUAUCAAAUGUUAAAGAACUUGACUAUCAAAAUUGGAGUCCUGGUCAGCCAAAUAAUCUAAGUGAUCUGGAAGACUGCGCACUUAUGCGUUGGUCUGCUGAACAGUAUGCUAAUGGUAAAUGGCAUGAUUACCCUUGUGCCGAGGGUCAUGACUGGAUAUGUAAAUUCCGGAAAAGUGUUUAAUACAAAGAAGAUAUAAGCCUACCAACAGGACAAAAUAAUCAAUUCCUAUGACAUAGAUAGUAAUGAAUGAUAAAUAUGAUAUUUAUAUGUUUUUGUUUCGUUUCAAAUACAACUUAAAAUUUGCCAAAAAUAAAUUAUGCACCCUA